AUGAACAAUGGUGGCGACAAGCAGCAACGUGUAUGAGGAAAUUGUGGGGUCACGGGGCAGCUGACCUCAGCCACCCCGGAAUCUCUUAAUGCACGCCAUGCCACACAAUCUAAAUAAUACCUCGGCUAAUUCAGCCAACUCAGGCCAAAAUUACCAGGCGUUCGGAAAUCUGCAAUCCUGCCAUCGGCUUGAACAAGAUGGAUUCCAGCCUGAGAAGGAGCCAGUGGAGUUCGAUAAUAGGCAUCUGCUGGGCGCUCCGGCGGAAGUGGAAAGCCUUGUAUAUAACAUUAAAGAAGUUGCACAGCAGUUCCUAUAUCACUGGAAGAAGUUUCCAAUUAUACUACCGCCGGAACUAUUUACGUGUACCGUACCUUCUGUUUCCAUCGGCGAUGACAGCCUCACACGAAAAAAACAACAACCAUACCAUUUAAGGGACAUGUUUGUGGCUCCAAGUUUUGAUGAACUCGACGCUGUUGCUGUAGAUAGUAAGGGUGAAUCUCGACGACUCACCAAUAAACAACUAGAGAGCAUCCGUGAGAGGGGCUUGCACAAGGAUAAGUACGGAAAGCCGAAGAAGCUGAAUGCCACUCAAUUGGAGAGCAUUCGCAAAUGCGGGGAGUUCGAAGUGGAAUCGAUCAAUUUUGCCGGCCAGACUCAUCGUUGGCGCCUGAGUGGAUUGCUGCAGCGUGGUAGAGAUCGACGUCGAGAUGCCCUCCUUAAAGAUCUCGCUCUGGCCACCCGGUUCCUGGUCGUCACAGCUAAGGGCAGACUCGUGUCUCAUUGUUUCAGCGUGUCUGAGUCCCUCAAGGCCCUGUUCAUCGGUGUCCUCAGAUUGCUUGAUAUCAUAAUUGGAAUGCCAUCUCUUCAAGCACAGAAUUUAGAUGCCAAAAUUCGUGAAGAACGCUGCAGAUAUCUCGUAGCAGAAUUGAUUUGCAAACCUGAGUACGAGGAUUCAUUAGAGUUGUUGUGUGGUUUCGUACGUCGUCAGUUACAGCGAGCAACGAUGGAGAAAUUCGAAGUAGAACGCGAGUCGCAAAUGCUUCCAGUGCCGGUGCCAUUCGUCUUUGGUACACCGGGUGGUGCAGCAGUAGAUCUACGGCUCUUCAGUCGUGACAUCAUUAAGAAGGCGUUGCCUUCACUCCUAACGAUACUAGAGAGAGAGACUCGUGGCUGGUUUCUUCAUUUUCGCGAAAAACUUAUUUCGGAGCUUCGAGCACAGAAGAAGACAGACGAAGAGAUCGAGAGAGAAGUAAAUGAGGCCGUGAUGCACGAAUAUUUACAACGUGUAUACACUUCGAUUUUGUCGCAUCCCAACAUACUCGCCCUCGGUGAGGGCAUAUCUCAUCUAUUAGUUCAACAAGCACAGUCAGUGGUAUUGAUGCAUCGUGCAGUAGAGAAUGUGCAACGGAAGUUGGCACGCACGAAGCAGGUACUGCGUGAGCGCAUUGAACGCGAGCAUCCGGUGCUGUCACGCAUAGGACCAUGGAUGCGGGACCAAAUGCGCGAGGCCGAAGCCAAUUUUAUCGAAGAGUGUGAAUGGAGUGCUCACGAAGAGGCCCUUAUGCUUUGCGGAAAGCAAAACCUUCAGCAGACACUAUAUUUUCUUAAUCGUGACUUAACUUUUAUGAGAGAGCGAGAGCCAGUACUUCUAAAGGAGUUAAGAAAAGUCAAAAUGCCAACAAGAAAUUUCCAGUGGCCUACGCACAUUUGGCUACCUAGAAAUUGGAUUGUUAGUCGUAGUUUUCAAGGUCAAUCGGAAAUUAUUCCAACGGUAUUAAGUAGUACACCGACGUCGAUUACCACACCACGCUCUGAUCCAAGUCAACCUGUUUUUUUAGUUGAACGAGAAAUCAUUCAUACAACAACCACAAGAUGGCCUAUGUGGCGAUGGAUAAAUUACGUAUCACGCACUUGGUGUUGGACAUGGAACGCAAUGUUUUUAUUUGGAGUAGCGUUACCUUGGUGUAGUCCGGUUUCUUUACGAGCUCUUCUCCUGAUUCGACCCUUUACCCCAGACUUCGAGUUAAGUCAAAUCAAUGGCACACUAUUUCCACGCAAGUCUUCCCAAACUCCCACACUUUAUUCUCGACUGACUACACUUUGGAGGCAUAUAAGUAAAAGUCGAACUCAUUUUGAGACAGAACCCGAUACAGGAUUUAUUGGAAAAGGAAUGACAAGACAUAUAAAUAGAUUAUGGAAUUAUGGAGCAAAAGGUCUUCUUGGCACAUUAGUUAUACUCUUUCUUUUCCCAGUAGCAUGCCUUUUAAUAAGUUUUACAUCACUUUUUAUUGCAGUUACUGCAUUUAUAUGGAUGCCAAUAGUUACCUUAAUACUUCACGCUUUCAUGGCUCUUAUUAUGGAUCUGGACAGUCCAGAAAAUAAUCGAAAUCGCUACUUAGUCGUAAUAGAAGCUUUAAUUUGGAAUAUUUGCCUACAAGGAUGUAUACAACCUAUUGCGGCCUUAUUUGUUUCAGCUCUCCUCUGCCCACUUAUUUCAUUUGUGAUAUUAACAAUUGCUAUCAUACGUUAUUGGGUGAGAGUAUUAUGGGACACUACCUUGUUUCACUUAGUUAUAAAAAGCCGAGGACGUAUUCCUGCAAGCAACAGUUUUGUUGUAAAAAGAAUAGCUGGACCAGGAUUAGCGUCUGAUUAUUAUUAUCAGAUUAAACCAGAACAGGCACUGGCUGCGUUUGAAGCAAAAUUGGAGCUUGAUGAAUUACUGGCGUAUCAACAGGAAAUGGAAAGGCUCAUUACCCAACCUCAGAGAGACUUUACUCAAUUUAUUGAAGCAUGCUUUGGUCCAUUUGCAGCAACUCUCGAAAAGACAAAGGAGCCUUACAAAUCUUUGGAAAAAGAAGCUAGAGAUUUAGUUGCUGCACUUCAUGAGAAAUUAGAUAGACGCAAGAAGGAUUUGCAGACUGGUUUAGGAGUAGCUGUUAGAACUAAAAUUAAACUUACGACAUUUGACUUGAAGAUAGUUAUUCAGCAAGGUGCAUUAAUGCUGGAACGACUAUAUCCAAGUCAUGUGUUUGCAAGAUUAUAUUCAUCGGAGGAGGACUUCUGGGAAAACAAAGGUCUGGGUGUAGCGGAUUGGGCAGGCCUUGCUGGACUUAUGUACUCUGACAUCUUUAGCCUUGACUUCUUGCAGCCUCUUGAUGACGCCGACACUAAAUUCAAACUUGAACCUCAUGGAGCCAUUGAUCUCACUCGAUAUACUGACAUGAUUCAUAAUACAGAACUUGGAGUUGGCGUCAAUGGCCCUGACCUGCUUGGAGCGGUUUAUGCACCUCGCGGCAACAUUCAAGUACACAGCCCGUACCUUGCUGUCUCAGUUUUCAAUCCGCGCGUUAAACCCCCCAGCAACAGUAGAAAAUCGGACAAGCACAAUGAUACAAUGGGUCUGCUGAUGUCCACGCGGAUUGGUCAGCACAUGAUAAUGAGCAAUAAUAGCGGUGGCGUGUACAUCAACAGCCGUUGGCAGCCUUGGAAGCGAUUAAUACGUCCUUAUAGUGCAGAAAAACUACUUAUUCCCCUACCGAUACCCCACCCGGCUCACAUUGCAGUAACGAUACAUAACCGCGAUUCUGAAGAUCCUAUACCUCUCGAUUCAGAAAUUUGUCAGAACAUACUUAAGGCUAUUGAAGAGUCACCUGAUGAAAUGCCUUUGGAAAGCGUUAUUGUCAGCAGAUAUCGAGGAGGAGACUCUAGUUUUGAUUCUGUUGCCUCUCAAUCAUCAGUAUCAAUCGAGGCUGCCUUCAACAAGAUUGAAGAAGUACAGAAGCAACAAGAAGUAGAUACACCGGAUGAAAAAGAAAUUGAAACGUAUCAUUGGACGCUGUCAAACUGGAGUGGUGGAAUGGCCAGGCGAAGAAAUUCUGGGUCGAUUAAAGUAGAUCUUGCGUCUCCAGAGGACGUGACGCUGGAUACAGAUAGCACACGAGUUAUGUUCAGUACAUAUGGAACUACAGUAUAGUUUCAUAAGCUUUUACUUUUACUAGAGCAUUUCGAUAUGCACAGCCUCGCAUUGAAUCUCUUAGUUUUAAAUUUGCAUGCAACAUUUUCCAAUAAUCUUCAGUAUUAUACAACGCAGUUACUUGCAACGAAUGAAUUUUAAGUUUCACUUGCAUUUUAUAUUUUAUUAUUGAUUAUAUUUUAUGUAAAAAAGAAAUUCGAAUUAUUUGCUAUCUACAAAUAUCAAUCUUAAUUGAAACAACUGAAAUAUCAGCU
Molecule: messenger RNA, 4227 nt
Organism: Ceratosolen solmsi marchali
Lineage: Eukaryota; Metazoa; Arthropoda; Insecta; Hymenoptera; Agaonidae
Exons: 16
Coding region: 89-3973 (1294 amino acids)
Source: RefSeq, a predicted model, not a curated record